Messenger RNA from Pezoporus occidentalis (night parrot), 2048 nucleotides. It is a transcript of the gene RBPJL, whose product is annotated as recombination signal binding protein for immunoglobulin kappa J region like. The transcript is spliced from 12 exons. Gene Ontology annotation, molecular function: RNA polymerase II cis-regulatory region sequence-specific DNA binding; DNA-binding transcription activator activity, RNA polymerase II-specific. Bases 310 to 1824 code for a protein of 504 amino acids. Lineage: Eukaryota; Metazoa; Chordata; Aves; Psittaciformes; Psittacidae. Gene Ontology annotation, biological process: regulation of transcription by RNA polymerase II. The record is from RefSeq and is a predicted model, not a curated record. Gene Ontology annotation, cellular component: nucleus.
CAAACACAGCACCGGCUGCAGCACCAGAGACCUUGAGAUAACACUGAGCUAUAAAGGAGAAAAGGUCCAGGCGGGGCGAGUGCUGCCCUAGCAGGGCUGGCUCAGCCGAACCCAAGCUGAGAGGGACACGUGGAUCAUCCCCUGACCUUUCUGAGCAACGCGAGGGGAAAACCAGCCAUUGCUUGUCCCUGCUGAAGGAGAUGCUCAGUUCGUGCUGCAGAGAGGGUGACUGAGGGAAGAGCCACACGAAGGGUCAGCAAUGACGCCAGCCUGCUCUUGACUCUCCUCCUGAUCUCGGAUAAGGAGGACAUGGAGACGAACCCCCAGAUGCAAACAGGGCCGGCGGCACCCGCGGAGCCCCUCACUCACCCGUGCCGGCCGCGGAGCCGCUCCCCGCCGCGCUGCUGGGUCAGAUCCAACCCCUACCAAACCAGUCUGCUUCAAGACGGCGUGCGGAGGUACCUGCAGCUGCCAGCGGACCAGACAGUGCUGAUACUGCAUGCCAAAGUGGCACAGAAGUCAUACGGCAAUGAGAAAAGGUUUUUCUGCCCCCCACCUUGUGUUUACCUGAGCGGGCCAGGAUGGAAGUUAAAACAGGAGCAGAUGAAAGCCAGGGACCCGGGAGAUGCAGGUUUUCGGGUGUGUGGGUACAUGGGGCUGGACAGCAUGGGCAGCAGCCUGAUGGAGACACAGAAGCUCAGCUUUGAGGAGCAGCCGGAUGCAAAGGGAUUUGGCUGUGCGAAGGCGCUUUACAUCUCGGAUGCGGACAAGCGCAAGCAUUUCCGCCUGGUCCUGAAGCUCUUCUUCAGCAACGGGCAGGAGAUUGGCACCUUCCACAGCAAACUGAUCAAGGUCAUCUCCAAGCCUUCACAGAAGAAGCAGUCACUGAAGAACACAGACCUCUGCAUCUCCCCAGGCUCCAAAGUCUCCCUCUUCAACCGCCUGCGCUCCCAGACCGUCAGCACCCGCUACCUCUCUGUUGAGGGGGGAGCCUUCAUCGCCAGUGCCAGGCAAUGGGCAGCCUUCACCCUCCACCUGGCCAAUGAGCACUGCACCCGGAGCGAGUUCCCCCUGCGGGAAGGGUACAUCCGCUACGGCUCCGUGGUCCAGCUGGUCUGCACUGCCACUGGCAUCACCCUGCCACCCCUGAUCAUCCGGAAGGUGAUGAAGCAGUAUGCCAUGCUGGAUGUGGACGAGCCCAUCUCCCAGCUCCACAAAUGUGCCUUCCAGUUCCAGGGCAGCGACCGCAUGUACCUGUGUCUCUCCACAGAGAAAGUGAUCCAGUUCCAGGCAUCUCCCUGCCCAAAGGAAGCCAACCGGGAGCUGCUGAAUGAUGGCUCCUGCUGGACCAUCAUCGGCACUGAGACAGUAGAGUACACCUUCAGUGAGAGCCUGGCCUGCAUCCGUGAGCCCGUCAGCCCUGUGCCGCUCAUCACUGCCCUGCAGCUCACGGGUGGUGGGGACGUGGCCAUGCUGGAGGUGCAGGGGGAGUAUUUCCACGCACACCUCAAGGUCUGGUUUGGAGAUGUAGAAGCAGAGACGAUGUACAGGAGCCCCAAGUCUCUCAUGUGCGUUGUCCCUGAUGUCUCUGCCUUCGGCAGUGACUGGAGGUGGCUGCGAUACCCCAUCACGGUCCCACUCCUGCUGAUCAGGGACGAUGGCCUCAUCUACUCCAGCUCCUUCACCUUCACCUACACCCCAGAGCAGAGCUUCAUCCCAGGGCAGCAGGUCCUCUCGGAUGUCCCGCAGGACUCAGACAGAUUACUUGACAGCAUCCAUCAGGAGUUCACUAGGACCAACUUCCACCUCUUCAUGCAGAGCUAGCAAGCUGGGCAGGCAGAGGCUUGGCCUGGGAAGGGGAAGCAGCCUUGAGCCAUGCUGGGGUUCUCCAUCCAGGGCUCGGGGUGGCCCCACCAAGGGGUCCACCCCAUGCAUCAAACACCCACCAUGUUCCUGUGACUUGUUGACUUGUUUCUUCUUCAUGGCAGCAUCUCUACCCUGCGGAGAUCUCGCAUGAGAGCAUCAAUAAAUCAGGCUUGAAGGACUCU